UUCCAUCAAAAUUUCCUUCCUCUCUCUCUCUCUCUCUCUCAAACUUCGCAUCACCAACAACAAUGGCGUUAGCAUCUCUCCGAAAACUAACAACCCAAUCCCAACCUCGUCUCACCUCCCUCUCCUUCCUAACCCAAUCCCCAAUCCACCGUCCCUCCUCCACCAAAAAAGUCUCCGACCGCAUCGUCCGUCUCUCCGCAAUCGAUUUCCAAGGCCAAAAACACUCCGUCAUUGGCCUUACAGGUCAAACACUUCUCAAAGCCCUAAUCAAUACUGGCUUAAUCGAUCCCGAUUCUCAUCGUCUUGAAGAGAUCGAUGCUUGUUCUGCUCACUGUGAAAUUAACAUCGCUCAAGAAUGGCUUGAUAAGCUUCCUCCUAGGAGUUAUGAUGAAGAGUAUGUUUUGAAGCAUAAUUCGAGAGCUAGGGUUCUUAAUAAGCAUUCUAGAUUGGGUUGUCAGGUUCUUCUUAAUCAUGAUCUUCAAGGUAUGGUUGUUGCUCUUCCUGAACCUAAGCCAUGGGAUACUUCUUAGUUUUUUAGGGUUUUUUGAUGUUUUGUUGUUGAAAUUGAAAUAAUGUUAUUGACUGAAUGAGGUGAAUUUGUUGAACCUUGUUGUGGUUUAUUGUUGUUAUGUUUAUUUUUGAAUUUGAUGAUUAUGAUGAAACUUUUUUGUGAUUUGAACUAUUGUGCCGGUGAUUGGCAAUGUCAUGUUAUUAAUAACUAUUUGCAACUUUGUAA
This is a messenger RNA of Trifolium pratense (red clover), 736 nucleotides long. RefSeq names its product rhodocoxin. Lineage: Eukaryota; Viridiplantae; Streptophyta; Magnoliopsida; Fabales; Fabaceae. Gene Ontology annotation, cellular component: mitochondrion. Gene Ontology annotation, biological process: P450-containing electron transport chain. Gene Ontology annotation, molecular function: 2 iron, 2 sulfur cluster binding. The coding region runs from base 63 to 530 and encodes 155 amino acids. The transcript has a single exon. The record is from RefSeq and is a predicted model, not a curated record.